Molecule: messenger RNA, 3053 nt
Organism: Bombyx mori (domestic silkworm)
Lineage: Eukaryota; Metazoa; Arthropoda; Insecta; Lepidoptera; Bombycidae
Product: mitochondrial 2-oxodicarboxylate carrier
Exons: 4
Coding region: 228-1229 (333 amino acids)
Biological process (GO): transmembrane transport
Source: RefSeq, a predicted model, not a curated record
GUCGAGACAGCUGGUGAACUCCAUGAGCUGGUGUUAUUUAUUUAUUUUCAUCAUAGACAUUUGAGACAUUUCCAUUUCGCAGUUGACUCAAAUAUAUUAAGUGUAUAAUCUAUGGCAGUUGAGCUCAGGAAAGAAAGGAGAGGUGUUGUGCAUUUAUAAAUAAAAACACGUUUAAUAGCAACUGGUUCUAACUAAAAUAAAAAUAAAAUCAUAAAUAUAUAUCAAAAAUGUCUGACGUUGAAAAACUUUUAAAACAAGCAGCUAUGCAAAUAGGUGCCGGUGGAAGCGCGGGUUUUGUGGAAGUGUGUAUUAUGCACCCACUGGAUUUGGUCAAGACUAGGCUUCAAAUACAAAGUAACAAAUCAGCAAUGAAACCAUCAGAUCCACAUUACUACAGCGGUAUUAUAGAUUGCAUGAAAAAAAUGUAUAGGUACGAAGGUUUCACCUCAUUUUGGAAAGGUAUUCUGCCUCCUAUAUUGGCAGAAACCCCUAAAAGAGCUGUUAAAUUUGCAACUUUCGAACAAUACAAGAAGCUUUUUAUGUUCGGAUCAGAUACUCCUACGCCACUUACGUUUUCUCUGGCAGGACUAGGAGCCGGAAUCACGGAAGCUGUCCUAGUGAAUCCAUUCGAAGUUGUCAAGGUUACGCUUCAAUCGAACAAGUCCUUGGCCACAGAAAUUCCCAGUACGUGGUCGGUAACGCGGCAGAUCGUCAGAGAACACGGCCUGGGCUCGCGAGGACUGAAUAAAGGACUAACAGCCACGAUAGCCAGGAACGGAGUCUUCAACAUGGUGUAUUUCGGAUUCUAUCACAGCGUCAAAGGAUAUGUACCGGAGUAUCAGGAUCCGUUAUCAGAGUUUCUGCGGAAGGUCGCCAUAGGGUUCACGUCGGGGGUCCUGGGCUCGUGCGCGAAUAUUCCCUUCGAUGUCGCGAAGAGUCGGAUCCAGGGUCCUCAGCCGGUGCCGGGCGUCGUCAAGUAUAGUUCCACGUCCGGCGCCAUCAUAAUGGUCUACAGGGAGGAAGGUCGUGGGCGCAACUGGUCACACGAAUGUGUGGGAGACUACACGAAUAAUCGCGGUUCGCGUGCUUUGAUGUCCGUUGAAAAACCGAUACAGCUUGGAAAACCACGAAUGCAGCGAAAACUUUGCAUAAUCAUUUGCAAAUGUCGUCCUAUACUUGCGGGUUUGCGUAUUCGUGCGAAUGUGAGUGACCGGUAUAACUAUAUAUAAAUAGUAAACUUUAGUAACUACGUCUCUUAACUUUGCUACUUCAGAUUAGCCACGUCACUAAAGAAAAUUCUAGAAUUAAAUGGAAAUUUCUAGUUGAUAAUGCAAUUACAGCUUUAUCAUUGUUCUUAGUACCUUUUAAUUCACUGGUCAGAGUAAACAAACAACAUUAAAAAAAAAAGUAUAUUUCUCUAUAAAUAAUUUUGAGAUUGGAACGAAGCCAAAGUUUGAUGUCUGUUGCUAUUCGAAAAUAAUAUUAUAAAAAAGAAACCACAGAUUUUUGUUCGUUGCAGCAAUUUGUUAUUAAAAAUAUCUCGGGCGUAUUAUGUAGUCAUAGAUGUCUCUAUUCCGGCAAGAUGUCUCUAUUCAUCACUGGUGGUAGGACCUCUUGGGAGUCCGCACGGGUAGGUACCACCACCCCGCCUAUUUCCGUCGUGAAGCAGUAAUGCGUUUCGGUUCGAAGGGUGGGGUAGCCGUCGUAACUAUAAUGAGACUUUAGAACUUAUAUCUCGAGGUGGGUGGCGCAUUUACGUGGUAGAUGUCUAUGGGUUGAAUUUACUAUCUUGAAAUUGUUGUUAGCGCGAUUUAGGCUUAUUUUUUUUUAGAAAUCAUUUAUUCGCUAAGCAUAGUGAAAAUGAGUUAUUACAUAAGUUAAAAGCAGCGUGUAUGCUUUGUCAUUAUUUGACAUGCGAAUUUUAGUGCAGUGCAAGAUAUUAUGAUAUUAUAUAUAAUUUACCAUUCAUUCAUCCAUAAUUGAACUAAUAAUUUUAAAUCCGUUUAUUUUCAAUGUCGUCCAUAAGAAAAUCACUUAAGUGAUAAUAAUUUCCACUAAUAAGAUUAUCUUUUAGUUUUUUCUUAAAAUUAAAAUCGUCUAUGUCUCUUAAUUUCUUUGGUAGUUCAUUAAAUAUCCUAGCGCUCGUACCUAGUAUACUACAUAUUAGUCUUUAAUGUAGUUCCUAUUCUUCCUAUUCUUUGUUACUCUUUUGCCAAACUCCUACUGAGUUUUUCGCCGGAUCUUCUCAGUGGAUCGCGAUCAGUUAAGUAAAUUCAGCGAAGCACUGCUCUUGCUAGGGUUAGUGUUUAAAUUCUCUCAGGUUGAGUCCGUGAGCUCGCCUACCGUAGCUGGAAUAGCCUCUAAGACUACCAACGAAUAUGUAUGGACUGUUAUUAAAUAAACCAAGCCGAGGGCGGAGGUCGUGCCAGUAGUUAUAGUAAAGUGGUGAGGUUAGCUUUAGAUUGCUUUAAUUAGCGUCCGAGACGAAAAUAACAUUCUGGCAUAUCAGUUACUUUUACACACUGAGUAUUAUUGUUUUAUCUAUAUCUAAACUAAUAUAUAAAUCUACAGUGGUUUUAAGGAUGCUCCGUUAUAACUACUGAGCCGUGCAUCCGAUUGACUUGAAACUUGGUAUCCAUGUAGAAAAUACAUGUACUUGAUGAAUAGGCUAAUAUUUAUAUGAGUGUUGGACUCCCUAAUAAUAAUGACAAUAAAUAAUAAUAUUAAUUUUAAAUGCCCAGCGAAGCGGGGGAGUACGGCUAGUUAUUACUAUAACCUAAUGGACAAAAUCGAUGUCUCCAAUGAACACUACGCUAACUCCAAAUUCGUAGAUAUUUACAGGAGGAGCAUUUAAACGAAAAAAGUUGAUAAAAUCUAUAUUAUUGCAGAUAUAUUUAUGGUUUUUUUGUGUAGCUAGCUUAAUUACCCUUGCUUUGAACCCCAUUAAUAAUGAUUAAUUGUAAUACUUUUAACAUAGUGAAGCGAUUUGCGUGAAAAAUUAAAAUUUCCAACAUUUUGAGUUAGAGUAGUGUUCAUUGGAGGCAUCGAAAUAA